UUGCGAACUCGAUAGACAAUGCACAGUGAACCGUUUUCACAGUUAACUAGUACUUAUAGGCGACAUCUUCCUCAAGGACUGAUUCCAAAGGGCAGCAGGCAAACGGAAAUGACUUCAACUACCAUCAGACCUAGCGGCGUUUAAAUACGUAAGGUGCUUACAGCACGCCGUUUGUCUCAAGUUCCUCCACACUGCAACAUGCGACGCACAUAGUUCGGUCUACAAUAACGGGACAACUGCUGCGGCGCUGCCUGUAGGAAGAGGACACAAUUGGGCUGCGUUCACUGAGCUUACGGUCAAAGUUGAGCAUGUCUAUGCACUUUGAGGCCUCAAGCAGCGUCACGCUGCUAUUUGACUUCUGGGAUGUGCAUGGACCUGCAGGAAUGGUGCUGUCAGUCUUUGUGGUACUGCUGUUCACCAUUUUCUACGAGCUUCUCAAGGUGUGGAAGGUGGGGUUGAGUGAGCGCUCCCAGACCCCAUGUCCCCCUCCCUUCCCCUCCCCUCUCUCGCCUUCGGGGGCCUGUUUCCCCCCGCCACCAGCCUGCUUCUCUCCCCAGCUAGAGAGUCAUGACAGCAUCUCUGAAUUGGCCAGCAGCCCCUCCGAGUCCUCCCUCAACCCUGCUGACAGCGCCAGCACUGCCACCAACACUAGCCUGAACAGCUGGCUCGUGCAUGGGCUCCAGACCCUCCUCCACAUCGCGCAGGUCACGCUGGGCUACAUGCUCAUGCUCUGCGUCAUGACCUACAACGUCUGGAUCUUCCUGGGGGUCAUAGUGGGCUCAGUCCUUGGCUACUUCCUGGCCUUCCCUCUGCUGGGUAAAGUCUGAGAAAGACCAGGAGGUCUAGGCUCGGGAGAGCGAUGGAGGACAGAACUUACUGGAGAGAGUCUCCCAUACCCUUGUGUUAGACACUGUAAAAGACCCAUGUUGACUGCUGUUGGGUCUAGAGGACUGUGCAAUGUGAAGAGAGAGCGUGUUGGUGUCACAAGCUCCAGGAGCGCUGAGGUUAAUAUGGACGUGAGACGGAGAGGAAAUGAAAGGGUUAACCAGCUCUGUGUGUCCUCCUCAAGUGUUUUGGUUUUUACAAAAGAAACCCAUUUUUUGGAACCUGAAAUUGUCCAAAAACAUCUCAUGUACAUUCUGACUUCCAGUCGAAGUGAAGAGAGUAUGAUACUGCCAGUUGCUUGAAACGAUUUUUAGCCUGUACUGAAAUUUCACAGCCCUUUCGUAAGACUGUGAGUUCCUUUAUUACAGUGGUGUGGUGGCGUGUGACUUGAAUGUUGCAAUGCUGUAAACUUGGGCCCUUUGUCAGCUCUCUUCCCCUGCCUGGGAGGGGAAGCGCUGAAUGUGCUUGUCCUCAGAAUUACUUUACACAGAGCAAACGCACUGAGUGGCCUUAGUUAAUUAAUCACCAGCACUAACCUAAAAUGUUUGAAUCUGUUAACAAUCAGUGGAGAGGCUUGUGACUUUGGAAGUACUGAUAAUACUUCUGGGAUGACUGGCAGAGUUGGCUUGAUCAGACCAUUGGCGAGACUUUUUCUGUUUCUUUUUCCCAAAUGCCACUUGUCCUACUAGAGUUCUUUAUCUGUCUUGUAUAUCUGACCCUUCACCCUAAAUCACUGAGUAGAAAUAGAAUUGACCCACUCAAGCCAAAGGCAUACUACUGUACCCUUUUGGAUAAGUAAGUCUUCAGUACACUCCCAAUCUCAUUUUACUUAUCACUAAGCCUUUCCAAGUCCCUAAACCUGAAGUCUGUUUAAAUAACAUGCCCUGUAUUUUGUGACAGCUCCAGUGAUUACCCUGACACAGCGUCACCACGAUAACAGCUAGUACCAUUUGGUGACUUGCUGUUGUCACUGGCUUUUGCGAUUUUUUUUUUACUUACUUGUUUUUGUGGUUUGCUGUGAAUAAACUGAAAUGACUACAGUUGUAGUUUGCCUCCCUCUCAGAUCUGAUGCUCAUCAUUUUCCCCAUGUCUGAAGGAUGGCCAUAAAUGCCAGGUCAUUUUAUGAUCUGUUUAUAUUUCUACUGCCAAGUCCUUACAAAUAAAUGACAGUGGUAUAGAGUAUA
Messenger RNA from Clupea harengus (Atlantic herring), 2069 nucleotides. RefSeq names its product solute carrier family 31 member 2 (gene slc31a2). Lineage: Eukaryota; Metazoa; Chordata; Actinopteri; Clupeiformes; Clupeidae. Gene Ontology annotation, biological process: copper ion transmembrane transport. Gene Ontology annotation, molecular function: copper ion transmembrane transporter activity. Gene Ontology annotation, cellular component: membrane. The record is from RefSeq and is a predicted model, not a curated record.